AGUAGCUUGGACACCAAGGUUAUUACUGGCUUCAGCCUUCAUAUUUCGUCCAUGUCUUAUGUCUGAAGGGUCGUCUAUAUUGUCUUCAGGGCCUAAAAGACAGUACGGCACUCUUGAAUGUACUACAACUUCCCAUAAUGCCCACAGGAUCUACACUGUUAAACCUGGGGAUACUCUUGUUUCAAUCGCAGUAAGAAAUGGCACAACAGUUCAGCGAUUAAGGUGGAUUAAUCGCUUAUGGAGCUCUGAUAUAUCCAAUAUAACUACGCUAAAAGUUCCUGUGAGAUCUCACUCUGAGUCACAUAAUCUCACUCCGACGAAUUCGAUUGAGUUGUGUCCUGUCAAAAAGAAGUUUGAACCAGAUAAUGAAGAUGUAGUACAACUUGCUUCCGCUAGCCUUUAUUUCAAAGAACUUUCAGAAAGAGUGGAAAAAGCAAAGGAAGCUGCAUCCCGUUGUUUAGAGAAAAGCAGAAAAUUUUUUUGUUUUGUUGCUGUACACUAGGAAGCAAAUUUGUUACUUGAUUGUCGCGCAGCCAGUACUUGAAGCUUAUAGAUAUUAUUCGCUUGCCACUUUUGAUAAAAGGGAGUGUUUUUUUAAUACCUUAUGCAAUAAAAGUUCAAGAAACGAAUGAGUUUCAUUGAUCUCUUACUUGCAUGUUCCAGCUAGCAGGAUGCUGUGAAAGAACUUCUUUCCUUUCUAUAAUAAUUAGGACACUUUAAGCACACAAGUUCCGAGAAAAAAUGGAAGUUUAGUCAAUAAAGGGAUUGAGGUUUACUUUGAUUGGAUGAACGUGUCGUCUUAAGCAGACCUCGAAGAUCUCAAGGUUGCUUAGCAAAAAACCAUUGGAAGUCAAACAAGCUAACCAAAGGAGAUAUACUUUAUUGUGAUGAUUUUUGUUAGCGAAAGCUGUAGGUAAGUAUCUUGAAGGGAAUUGUCUUGCGCUUUCAAGUUGAAAUACCAUCUCUCGUUCUGUUUAAUUCUAAUUAACUGUGUCAGCAGAUUUUGGUGGCAAUUCCAAGCUCCCUUUGAUGUAAACCCUGCAACGUUGACUUGCUUUUUCAUAUUUACUAACGAAAUUAACAAUCCUCUAAGGAAAGCGGCAAAAAACAGGAAGACCUAUACUUGUGGAGCUGUGCUUCAUCAGUCCAAGUACCUGGUCUUCAGCCCGUGGAUCAUGGGUUCACAUUCAACUUCUCAUUCUGAGGUCUAAGCGAACAGAUGAAAAGCAUUAGCCUUCAUGCAGCAGACGUAGAUCAUUUCCCGGUGCACAUGUCUACAUGUGGUUACAGCAUAGUUACAGUAGCUGUACUAAGUAACUGAAGGAAAGCUACAAACAUGACAGUUGACAAUUCACUUAGCAAUUAUUUGAUGAACACAGUAAUUUAUGAUGGUUUGUCUAGUUAUCUUAGGUAGGGUUAGUGACUACAAAUCAAGUAUGCCAUCAAGUUGUGAUGAACAAACAAGUUUUCGCUGAGUUCUUGCGUUAAAAUUAUUGUACUAAGUUGAAAUAUAAUGUGAGAAAUGUACAUCACAAAAGUGUGCGAACUGUGAGUUUCAGGACACUAAGAUACUUCGCACAUUAAACAAAAUUCAUUUAACUCGGUUUCAAACUGGCGAACGUCAUAUACAGCUGAUUGGAUCUUCAUAAAUUAUAAGUAACCUGAUUCCGACUGUCUGUUUAGGGUCGAGUGAGUGGUACUGUAGUCUGUUCCAUUCUACCCAAUGACUGUGAAACAUGGCUAUUAAAGGUAGAAGACACGAGAAGACUUCAUGUGUUUAACCACCACUGCCUUCGUAACAUAAGCCGUGUUUCAUGGUAUAAGCCUGUGAGUAACACAGAAGUUAGGCGUGGAGUUUUAAGGGGAAGAGGUAAGACAGUGGAUGUGGUUUGAAACGUUAUUGACAGAUGGCUGCCUAGGACAUGUGUUACGUGUGCCUAGCCACCGUCUACCUCGUCCCAAAGUGUUGACCGGAGUAGGUUCAGUCAAGAAAAAAGCUUGGGGUAGCGAGACUAAAAUAUGGCAUUAUUGUAUGACUGUUGGUUUGAGUCAUGUUGGGGGAUACAGACUAGCCGGCUGGAGUCCGCGAGACAAGAGAAACCAUUAGGUGAAGACUCUACGUGAUGAUAUGACUCAGAAUCGAUGUGAGUGGCCCAUGCAUCCGCAUAUUAUCCUCAUCUUAACCUUUAUACUUAAUCACAUCAUCUUUUUCCUCUCUUUUACUUCUUUUGAUCGAUUUUCUUCUGCUUCUCCAUCUUCCACUUUUAUUGCCUUGUUGCUUGAUGUGUUGAUAUGAGAUGUGGCACCUUGGAUCGUUACGCAAUAAUGCGUGGUCCUAUGUUGAUCUUGAUGAUGAUGAAGCUACCUUGUUCAAUCGAAUGUUUGUUCUUUUAUUUAGUUAUAGAAAUCAAGCAGUGACAAAUACUUUUAAAAGUAAUGCAAACUAAAUUGUAAAGGACUGUUCCUCAAGGCUUUUAAUGUUAUUCUAUGUUUUUAACCUCA
Molecule: messenger RNA, 2502 nt
Organism: Heterobilharzia americana
Lineage: Eukaryota; Metazoa; Platyhelminthes; Trematoda; Strigeidida; Schistosomatidae
Source: the annotation of a GenBank genome assembly